AUGGAUGUGUUGGAAGAAGAGCGCAACGGUAGCCAAUCUUCUUACAGAAUAGUAAAGAAAGAGCAUAUGUGCGAAAGUGCACUGUCAUCUGUUAGGGCAUUUCUUUAUUUGGAGGUAGAUUUUCAGAGAAUGCUAUCUGCACUUUGUGUUAUUUUCUUUAUGGUAAGAAAGCCACUCUUGUGCCAUUCAUUUUUUCUCGGAGGAUUGCAUCUCUCAAUAGCUGCAGAGAGCAUUGGCAGCCUAAACAAGCACAUAUUCAGAGUUUUCCCAUUAUUAGGGCUUCUUGUAGAUCUGUUUAUCUGCCAGCCCAGACAAAAAGUGCUAAUUACUGUUUCAAUCUUGGUUUUUUUAUUGCUGUAUGCAAAAAUAGUAGCAGCCUACACUUUGCUCGAUGAUGAUGCUGAGCUCCUGCUGAUUUUAGUAGCACUGAUGAUUUUUAUGGGUAGAAACCUGAUCAUAAACGCAACACUGCAGGACUUCACGCGAUCCAUCAGCGCACAGCAGGUUUACAGUGUCUGUGUGUCUAUUGUGUUCAUUCAAAAGCUGUUCAUAGGACUGUACAGUAUAAUAAUGUAUACGUAUAUACAUAACACAUUGGAGAUCCUUGGUUUUAGCGUUUUUCUAGACAUACUCAGUGCUUUUAUGGUAGGUAUUUUUAUAGGAGUGUCCUAUGCUGUGUAUGAAAUACUUCACCUGGAGUGUUCAGAAGUAAUUGACAAAUCACUCUUUUUAAAGCUGCGCAGAACAUAG
Molecule: messenger RNA, 750 nt
Organism: Nematocida minor
Lineage: Eukaryota; Fungi; Microsporidia
Exons: 1
Coding region: 1-750 (249 amino acids)
Source: RefSeq, a predicted model, not a curated record